GAGCGCCAGCCCGCCCCUCCCCUUCUCUUGGGCGCGCGCUCGUUGAGACGCGCACAGCGCUGUGAGCGAGCCCGCGCCUGAACCACCCCCCUUGGCCUCGGCGGCAGCAGCGGCGGCGGCGGGAGCGCGAGCGAAUCCGCGUGAGGCCCGGGCCGAACCUCGGCGGAGAGCGCGGGAUGGCGGCGUCUGUGGCGGCGGGCGCAGGCAGCCCCGGCUCCGGAGACGGGCCCGCGGGCUCGGACAAACGUGGCCCCGGGGGCCCCGGAGGAGCGAGCUCGGCGGCUGGCGCGAGCUCGGCCGGGGGCCCCUCGGGCUCGGGCCCCGCUGCGGCCUCAUCUUCAGCGGCCGGGGGCCCCUCGGGGGGCGGCACCGGCGCGGCGGGCUCAGGGGCAGGCCCAGGCCCUGCAGCCGCCUCGGGCUCGGCGGGGGGCUCGGGCGGGGGCGCGAGCGAGGCUGCUGAGCUGCUGGAGCACUGCGGCGUGUGCCGCGAGCGUCUGCGGCCCGAGCGCGAGCCGCGCCUGCUGCCCUGCCUGCACUCGGUGUGCGGCCAAUGCCUGCUGCUCGGGCCGGCCUCCGCGCAGGGCGGUGCCGCCGGGCCCACCUCCGGGACCGCGGCCGCCACAGCCUCGGCGGCCAACAACGGCGGUGACGGCGCUGUGGUCGACUGCCCGGUCUGCAAACAGCAGUGCUUCGCCAAGGACAUCGUGGAGAACUAUUUCAUGAGAGACAGCGGCACCAAGGCGGCCCCCGACCCCAAGGAUGCCAACCAGUGCUGCACCAGCUGCGAGGACAACGCCCCGGCCACUAGCUACUGCGUGGAGUGCUCCGAGCCUCUGUGCGAGACGUGCGUGGAGGCCCACCAGCGGGUCAAGUACACCAAGGACCACACCGUGCGCUCCACAGGCCCCGCCAAGUCCCGCGACGGCGAGCGCACCGUCUACUGCUCGGUGCACAAGCACGAGCCGCUGGUGCUGUUCUGCGAGAGCUGCGACACCCUCACGUGCCGCGACUGCCAGCUCAACGCCCACAAGGACCACCAGUACCAGUUCCUGGAGGACGCCGUGCGCAACCAGAGGAAGCUGCUGGCCUCGCUGGUCAAGCGCCUGGGCGACAAGCACGCCACCCUGCAGAAGAACACCAAGGAAGUGCGCACCUCGAUCCGCCAGGUGACCGACGUGCAGAAGCGGGUGCAGGUGGACGUCAAGAUGGCCAUCCUGCAGAUCAUGAAGGAGCUGAACAAGCGCGGCCGCGUGCUGGUCAACGACGCCCAGAAGGUGACGGAGGGCCAGCAGGAGCGCCUGGAGCGCCAGCACUGGACCAUGACCAAGAUCCAGCGGCACCAGGAGCACAUCCUGCGCUUCGCCUCCUGGGCCCUGGAGAGCGACAACAACACGGCGCUGCUGCUCUCCAAGAAGCUGAUUUACUUCCAGCUGCACCGAGCGCUCAAGAUGAUCGUGGACCCGGUGGAGCCGCAGGGCGACAUGAAGUUCCAGUGGGACCUCAACGCGUGGACCAAGAGUGCCGAGGCCUUCGGCAAGAUCGUGUCCGAGAGGAGCGGCCCCGGCUCCAUGGCCCCCCCGCGGGCCCCUGGCAAGCCCGGGGGCAACCAGGCCAUGGACCUGCAGGAAGGCUACGCCAGCUACGGCCCAGAUGACCCGUACAGCGCCGAGCCCAACGUGUCCAGAAUGAAGAGGCCCCCGUCCGGCGGAGAGGGGGAAGUGAGCGGCCUCAUGAGGAAGGUGCCCCGCGUGAGCCUGGAGCGCCUCGACCUGGACCUGACGGCCGACAGCCAGCCCCCCGUCUUCAAGGUCUUCCCGGGCACCACCAACGAGGACUACAACCUCAUCGUCAUCGAGAGGGGGGGGCAGCCGGGGGCGCCCGGAGGCCCCCCCAUGCCCCCCAUGGCCAUGGUCAAGGAGGAAGAGACCGAGGCGGCCAUCGGGGCGCCCCCAGGGGUGGAGGGCCUGGAGACGAAGCCGCUGCUGCUCCCCCCCUUGGAGGCCGCGGGGCCCGAGGGCCCCCACCUGGCCUCCCCCAGCGGCAGCACCGGCUCCGGCCUGGAAGUGCUGGGCGGCCCGGACGGGGCGGCCUCGGCCAGCUCGGCGGCCGGCCCGGGAGCCGUGGACGACAGCGCCACCAUCUGCCGCGUCUGCCAGAAGCCCGGCGACCUGGUGAUGUGCAGCCAGUGCGAGUUCUGCUUCCACCUGGAGUGCCACCUGCCUGCCCUGCAGGAAGUGCCCGGGGAGGAGUGGAGCUGCUCGCUGUGCCAGGAGAUGGUGGACUGCAAGGACGAGGUGCCCCUGCCGGGCCCCGAGAGUGUGGCCUUGACCCCCGAGGGGGACGCGUGCCCCGCCAAGCUGUCCGCUUCCAACCAGCAGAAGUGUGAGCGUGUGCUGCUGGCCCUGCUGUGCCACGAGCCGUGUCGCCCGCUGCAUCGACUGGCCACGGACCCCACGCCCUCGGCCGAGCAGCCGGGCACCCUGGACCUCACUCUGAUCCGAGCCCGCCUCCAGGAGAAGCUGUCGCCGCCCUACGGCUCCCCCCAGGAGUUUGCCCAGGACGUGGGCCGCAUGUUCAAGCAGUUCAAUAAGCUCACCGAGGACAAGGCUGAUGUCCAGUCCAUCAUCGGCCUGCAACGCUUCUUUGAGACUCGCAUGAACGAGGCCUUCGGGGACACCAAGUUCUCGGCUAUCCUGGUGGAGCCCCUCCCUCCCCCCAUCCCGGGCCCCGGCCUGGCCCCUCCGGAGCUGGUGGGCGGCCCCAGCGACGGUAACUGAGCCCCCCCCCCCCCCCCAUGGCUUCAUGGCCCCUCACUCAUCCCCCCUCCUGUCUCGGCCCUCUGCCCCCCCCCAUGCGGUUUUUACUUGUAUCCAUUGAAUAAAGACGGAACCCAGGAGCCCGAGGCCCCAGUCAUGAAGGUGCAGAAUGAGCGGCGGGUGGCCCCCGCGGGAGUAGACAGACAGCUGGAAGGGCUGCCAUCGGGUUGGUUUUCAUGACAAUCCCUGGAGGAGGCUGGGGAGCCCCCUGCGCUGCCCCCCUCCCCCAGGCGGGCCGCCUUUGCUUUCCUUUGUCACCUGCUUCUUGUUCUGAGCUUGGAGUUCACGAGACACCCAUCCAAUAAACUUGCUGGCCAUGCCUCUCCCCA
Messenger RNA from Monodelphis domestica (gray short-tailed opossum), 3145 nucleotides. RefSeq names its product tripartite motif containing 28 (gene TRIM28). The record is from RefSeq and is a predicted model, not a curated record. Lineage: Eukaryota; Metazoa; Chordata; Mammalia; Didelphimorphia; Didelphidae. Gene Ontology annotation, molecular function: protein binding; transcription corepressor activity; zinc ion binding. Gene Ontology annotation, cellular component: chromatin.